Molecule: messenger RNA, 4673 nt
Organism: Gopherus evgoodei (Goodes thornscrub tortoise)
Lineage: Eukaryota; Metazoa; Chordata; Testudines; Testudinidae
Product: receptor-transporting protein 1-like
Exons: 2
Coding region: 115-822 (235 amino acids)
Biological process (GO): protein targeting to membrane; protein insertion into membrane; detection of chemical stimulus involved in sensory perception of bitter taste
Cellular component (GO): cell surface
Molecular function (GO): olfactory receptor binding
Source: RefSeq, a predicted model, not a curated record
CGAAUCCCCACCCUGCCGCUCAGCAGGUGAUGAGAUAGAAGUGGGAAGUAAACAAUCGAAACUCCAUUUGUAACUCAGCACACUUUGGAGUGUCCUCACGAACAGUCAGGAGGGAUGAAGAAGCUGAACAUGGAUUCUUGGAGAGAAAUGUUUUAUGAGAAGAUAGAGGAGGUGAAGCCACAAGACCACUGGGACCUAAAGAUGGACCAGAACCUUGAUUACAAUGACUUGGGACCUGGUUGGAAACAAUCACUGCAAGAACAUUCAUUUGCCAGCUUCCAGUGCUCAAGGUGCCAGCAUUUCUGGUCAUCAGUUCAAGUGGUUAUUCUGUUCCACAUGUACCUGGACCAGCACAGGAGAAAAGGUUGGGUGAAGAUGAGAGUCUUUAGACAAGAAUGUUAUGAGUGCUCCGAGGGUAAGUUAGAAGAGCCAAAUUUCAAGGAGGAAAGUGUCCAGAGGGUCUUGGAGAGCUUGGUCAUCAGCAUUAGGGAGAAAUGCUAUGGAGAGUAUGUGGCCCAGUUAUCUGAGGUUACAGUGAUAGGACGGCACUAUGGACCACAUCGGAGUGACCAUUGUGAGGCUUGUCUGUUGGGAAUACAUCAGAGGCCCAAACAUACAAUGUAUUAUGGAAGACCCAAAGACACAUUGUACCAUGGGACAUCCAAACACACAAUGCCACCAGUUCGGCUACCAUCACAUGAUUUACCCCAGGACACGAGUUCCUGUGAUUUCAAGUUUUGCUGUGUUUUCUGUAUUAUUUGCAUUUUAAUUUUUAUUUGUAUGAGCAGUUGGAACAUAAAGCUAUUCAAAUAUUGGGGGUAACCCCCCCCCCGAUUCAUGAAUAAUUGCAAAUACAGUCAGCUAGUUUGGUUUGCUCUGACUGGUGAGCUUGUAUUACUUAUUUUACCUGAGUGUGUAGAUAAUUGCUAGGGAUUCAACAACAUUUUCGAAAGUCCCCCAAAACUUCAUGAAUUCUGGUGGGAAUGAUUCCGAGUCGGAAAAUUCCAACCAGAACUACAUCAGUCAUCCCUCGCUUUUCUCUAGUUAUUGUUCUCCUGUUUGAAAACUUCCAGGUGGCUAAUCAAGGAGCAGAAACGAUACCACAUGACUUAGGUCACCACCCACACACCAGGAGUAAUGAAUGGCUAAAACGAACAGUUUGUGAACAGCCCCAGAGACUGAAAUUAUUUGUCUGGACUAUUUGGCAAAUCCAAUAACCAACACGUUGGAUCCAUGAACCCAGAAAGAAGCUACUUUAAUAAUGAAUAUGAUUUGUGAUGACUGAUGUAGCUGGUUCUAUCUGUUACCUUCCUGCUUUUUAAGGCAUUUGACAUUGAAAACUGAACAACAGGAGAGAAACUGGAUUUAACAACUGAACUAUUUGAGGAAAGAUGGGCUAAGGAAAUGAACUAAUUCAAAAGAGAAUCAUAGCAAUGUCAGGCUGGAGGGAAACUCAAGAGGUCAUCUAGUCCACCACCCACCAUGCCAAGGCAGGAUAAAAUAAACCUAGACCAUCCCGGAUAGAAGUUUGUCUCCCCUGCUUUCAAACACGUUCAGCGAUGGAGAUUCCACAGCCUCACUUGGUAACCUGUUCCACUGCCUAGCUAUCCCUGAAGUUUUUUCUGAUAUCCAGCCUAAAUCACCAUUGCUGCAAACAAAGCCCAUUGCUUGUUGUCCUACCCUUGGUGGACAUGGAGAAUAGUUGAUCACUGUCCUCUUGCCUUGGACGUAGUUGAAGAGAGUUAUCACAUCCUCCCUCAGCCUCCUCUUCUUUAGAGUAAACAUGCCCAAAAUCGUGGAUCCAACUGUUACAAAAAUCAUAUGUAUCCCUAAUGCAACUCAUAACACCGACUGCUUCGCUGUGAUGUAGUCAGUUACCUUUUGUGUUUGUCACCCUUUUUUCCCCUUGUGCAGGAAAUGAAUUGUCCCGUCAAUAACUGUGUGUCUCUAAAAAAAAGGAAGUAACUGAAAAAGCCAAGGUGAUGGGGAAGCUUAGUUGCUGUCUCUUUAAAUGCCCUAAUUCAGGUUGGGUAGUUACAAAGCCACAUGUGUAAUGUUGUGGUUAACAGUGAAGCAACUCUUUGGUUUGCCCUUGAAAUGAGUUGUUCCUGUUAACUAAUAUACACUGACUAGCAUGCUUACAUUUUAUGCUGGUAAUAGAUCCCUAAAUGGCCCCCUAAAGGAUUGAGCUCACAACCCUGGGUUUAGUAGGCCAAUGCUCAAACCACUGAGUUAUCCCUACCCCCUUUGCUCUAGGCCAUAUUAAUAAACUCAAGUGACAUUGAUUAUUCAGUCUCCAGUAUAUUUCAUAAUGAACCAAAGGCGGCUGAAGCAGCUGACCAGGCAAUUUACCCACAAUUCUAAGGAUUCUUUUGUAGCCUGGAUUCAGUGGUUGCUCUCCCUUGGCUGGGGAGUGGGGGCAUGGCAUAGGUUCACCCAUUACAGUACCAACUUCUGCACCAAAUGAGGCAGGGGCUAUCUAGCCUUAUUCGCUUCUCAGCCCUGCGUCAUUCCCGAGAACCACCUGUCUUGUGCACUGAAAGAAGCAGAGGUCCUGGGGAAAAUAUGGCACUCGAUCAUGUAAAUUACCUUAUCAGAAUUCAUAGGCACAAGGGAGCUGAAUUAAAGCUGCACGGGCAACCUUAGUACUGGCAUUGCCGGAAUUCAGGAUGUUGCAAUCUUAAUGUUUCGAAGCUCCCGCUCUGUCCAUCUCGCUCUUGUGGCCGAGGGGCAGCGCUGACUUGCCUCAGGGAAGUGUUUGAGUUACACACAUCAAGUGGGCACAGAUAAUCCUCACUUGUAACCAUUCCCUGCUACAGGCAAUCAGAGAUGCUGCUGCGUGGCCUUGCUUGGUACAACUGUGCAAUGCUCCCACAACAUGCUCUUCUGGUGAGUUUCCUGCCCCCUCCCCGGCAAGCCCCCAUUCCUACCCCCCCAUUCGGCUGGGUAUGAAAGGGAAUCUCUGUCCUGAACCCAGAAGAGAGAGGCAUCAACCGAAGUGUUGCACUGAGCCUGUGCCUGCAGAUGGCGCCCUGCACCCUUAGCCUGAGAUUUGAUUCCUCCCAGACAACAUUUUUAACCACCUAUUGCCUUUCGGCUGCAAUGAUUGACUCAGGGGCAGAAGUAGCCUAGAGAAGCCUGGUUGGGUUAAAUCUCCGUCGGGGUCUGUGCUGUUGAAGUGCAAUGCAAUGAAUGUUCCUCCUCUCAUCUCGUUUUGCCCCUUCUGCCUAACCGACCCCUCCAAACUAAAGCCAUAUCGAAAUUAAUAAAAUCUAAACAAAUGUAAACCCCACCCGAGGUUUUUACCCUGCAAAGGGAGAAGUGCCAUAAAAUCCACUCUGGGCUUUGCUGUUCCUAUUGAUGGUACUUGGAAAGUGAUUGGCUGCUGCGAUGGUGGGCAGUACUAUAAAACUCUAUUAGAUAGCUAGAUCCUCAGAAAUAAGUUGCUGUGACUGAGAGUUAAUUAUUCUGCUUGCUUUAUACUAAACCCAGGGCACACCGCUGGGCGUUCUAACGAAGUUGAAUUCAUUUGUGGCUCUGUCUUUCAAGCCAAAGUGGCUUUUUGGCUGCUAAAAAGUGGCCAGGGACUUCCCACCAGGCCUGUGUUUGUUUACACUGUUUCUUAGCUAUUGAACUUUGAAAAUACACAUCCAGUGAAACAUAACAGGCCAAAGUAACCCCUGAUGAAAGGCCACUGGUGCCAAUGAUUUCAGCUCUUCCACUGCGACCGAGGGCACAAGCCAGCCCCAUGUUGGCAGUGGGGACUUUUCUGAGCUUUUUUUUUUAGGGAGGAGCAGCUGUGUUCCUUGUUUCCAUGAAUAACGUGUUUCCUGUUGCCUUUGCAGGUGUGACUGGAUGUCUCCUGACAGCUCCUGCCCGUCCAGGUACACAUGCACACUCACACUCUCUCUCUCACACACGGGCACAUUGUUCAUAUACGUGCAGAUGAGACUGAAAUGAAAUGACACACUAAGAGCUCUGACCUGAGGCCCCUCUGACUUUAGGAGCCUCCCUGGGGUUCCUCAGUGGAAGAAAGGGCUUGGAGCGGGUGCUGAUUUCAGCCACUCUCACCUUCCAUCCCCGCCUUUGCUGCACCAGGCACAGGUGGUGACCAAACGCCACACCCCACCAUUUGCGCUCGAGUCUUCAUUCCCACUGGCGGGGAAAGGCCAGGAAAGCCCCACACCCCAUACCAGGGGGUUGGCUGCUGGAACAACGUCUGGGACUGAACGGCUUCAGAGGCCAGGAACGGCCGACCCCCUCACUCAGAACAAUGCUGGGUGCUGUGCCUGAGAUGCUCCAUUCCAGUCAAUAGGAGAGGGACUUCCACAGUCCCCUGGCAAAGCAGACCGCCCAGGGGUUUGCUCCAGCUCCGAUGUCGUGGGGUUUGUGCUGCAACCCUUCCCCCCUUCUGAGGCGAGCGUGUGUGUGUGUAUGUGUGUGGGGUAUGACAGCAUUGUCCAGCGCUAGUUGUGAUGCUCCUUGUCUCCAUUGGGAACGCCCUGUCUGUUCCAAAGAAACACACUGACAGUUGGUUUCCAUUGUGCACCAGCCCCGAGUCUAAUCACGCCGUGCCCAAUGGCAUUCCUGGGACCGAUGCUAUAGAAACGUACUGGGCCUCAUUUGCUAAAAAAAAGUUUCUUCAAAUAAAAAGGAGAUUUUUUAAAAAUAAA